Messenger RNA from Coregonus sp. 'balchen', 2262 nucleotides. Lineage: Eukaryota; Metazoa; Chordata; Actinopteri; Salmoniformes; Salmonidae. The record is from the annotation of a GenBank genome assembly.
CUAGCAUCUACUGCACUGACUCUGCUGAUGGUGACAACAAAGCUGAUUUAACAUGAUGCUCACUGUACCUGGCGCCGGAAUUAUCAUAUUAUUUGCUUGGCUCUCUCCAAGUUACUCUCUCUAUUUUCACAUUGGGGAGACAGAGAAAAAAUGCUUUAUAGAGGAAAUUCCAGAUGAGACUAUGGUUAUUGGUAAGUUAGUUAGCUAUGGUUUUAGCGUUAGCUAUUGCUGGUUAACGUUAGCUACCUAGUUAGCUAGCUGCUUCUGGCCCAUAGGCUAUUUUUAUUAAGCCAGUCAGUCAGUGCAUGCAUGUCUUUUAUUUCCUGACUGAUGUAGAUUUGAUGGAUGAAAAAUAUCUAUCACAUGGGUCUUAAUAAAUAAAUGUUUUCUAGCUAGCUUCAAAAGAUGAGAAGAUGAUAAACGCUAAUAUGGGGUGAGCCAGUGUAGUGUAUUGUUAUUUGAGAUGGAGUAAAUUAUGCCAUCUAUUGACGAUAUGAGGAAUAGCCUUUCAUAAGAUUAUUUAUACCUCUCAAUUAUUAGGGAAAUACAGGACCCAGCUGUGGGACAAGCAGACCGGAUCCUUCCUCCCAGCCACCCCUGGCCUUGGAAUGCAUGUGGAGAUCAAGGAUCCGGAUACUAAGGUCAGUCCAUCAAUGAGAAAAGAGAUUAGAUGUAAAAUAAUCUCGGUUAACCCAGAACAAAAAUGCGUAAUUUACGUUGUCAGUCCACGAGAGAUUAAGAUAUAAAAUUAACACACACUCAAAUGUGUACAGUCACUACAGUUUGUAUGUUCAGAAAACCUGAAUGACCUCAAUGAGGCAAUUCAUUUUGCAUCACACAAUACAAAGACACAAUCUAAAAUCACAUCUUCAUGCACACAAUGCCUCCUCGUGUUUCAUCGGCAUGUCUCGUAUUUCUUUCCAACCCUCUAUUCUAGAUAAUCCUGUCUCGUCAGUAUGGGUCUGAUGGACGGUUCACCUUUACGUCCCAUACACCAGGCGAGCAUCAGAUCUGCCUGCACUCCAACUCCACCAAGAUGGCCCUCUUUGCUGGUGGCAAACUGGUAUGAGUGGGAUGUUGUUGUUCAUACAGAAUGGGUUGUUCAGAAAAUAUUCUGCUCACAAAAACCUUCCAUAAAGUACUAAAUACACUGAGUAUACCAAACAUUAAGAACACCUUCCUAAUAUUGAGUUGCACCCCCCCCCCCCCUCCCUUAGAACAGCCUCAAUUCAUCGGGGCAUGGACUCUACAUGGUGUCGAAAGCGUUCCACUGUGAUGCUGGCUUAUGUUGACUCCAAUGCUUCCCAUAGUUGUGUCAAGUUAGCAGGAUGUCAUUUGGGUGGUGGACCAUUCUUGAUACACAUGGGAAACUGUUGAGCGUGAAAAACCCAGCAGCGUUGCCGUUCUUGACACACUCAAACCGGUGCGCCUGGCACCUACUACCAUGCCCCGUUCAAAGGCACUUACAUCUUUUGUCUUGCCCAUUCACCCUCUGAAUGGCACACAUACACAAGUCUGGCAUUCUAUCCUUGUGUUCUAUCUUACAGAGAGUGCACCUAGAUAUUCAGGUCGGUGAGCAUACCAACAACUACCCCGAAAUCGCAGCAAAAGACAAGCUCACAGAGCUGCAAUUAAGAGCUCGACAAUUACUGGACCAAGUAGAACAAAUCCAGAAAGAGCAAAACUAUCAGCGGGUGAGUUGAAAGAUAAUGUCUACAUUUUCAGUUGAAUAACUAAGCCACAACAUAUGUGAUAAUAAAUAUUGAAAUGUAUUUAAACAUGUCAUACAAAGCAGUGUUGUGAAAUGUUUGUCUCUUCACAGUAUCGUGAGGACUUCACCUUGUCUUUCAGUGUUCUAGUGACUGUCUGUCUCUUCACAGUAUCGUGAGGACUUCACCUUGUCUUUCAGUGUUCUAGUGACUGUCUGUCUCUUCACAGUAUCGUGAGGACUUCACCUUGUCUUUCAGUGUUCUAGUGACUGUCUGUCUCUUCACAGUAUCGUGAGGACUUCACCUUGUCUUUCAGUGUUCUAGUGACUGUCUGUCUCUUCACAGUAUCGUGAGGACUUCACCUUGUCUUUCAGUGUUCUAGUGACUGUCUGUCUCUUCACAGUAUCGUGAGGAGCGGUUCCGCAUGACGAGUGAGAGCACUAACCAGCGUGUGCUUUGGUGGUCUAUAGCUCAGACACUUAUUCUCCUCACCACUGGCAUAUGGCAGAUGAAGCACCUCAAGAGCUUCUUUGAGGCCAAGAAGUUGGUGUAG